CCGCCCUCCGCCCCUCAGGCCCCAACACGCCGUCCUCCCGACCGUGAUAUCCCGCGUCCCUCGCCGUCACCGCCGCCGCUCAGCUAUACGCGGCAGCACCUCCAAGCUCGUGCGGCCAUUCUAGUCCACGUGAGCGCCGCGCCGCCCGUGCCCCGGCUACGAAUUCCGAGUACUGAUUCAACUGCCGAGCCGACCAAGGCCAGAGUCUACUGGGCCCCCGGCGAGCAAGAGCUGCCCCCGUCGUCGCCGCAUCGUCACUGCCCUGUAGCAGCAAGGACACCAUGAAGCUCGACGUGAACGCCCUGCGCUACCUCACCAAGGACGACUUCCGCGUCCUCACCGCCGUUGAGAUGGGCAUGCGCAACCACGAGAUUGUCCCAGCAGAGCUCGUUGACAGGAUCGCCGGACUGAAGCAUGGUGGCACAUACAAAGUGCUCAGGAAUCUUUUGAAGAACAAAUUGGUGCACCAUGAUGCCACUAAAUAUGAUGGAUAUCGGCUCACCUAUCUUGGAUAUGACUUCCUUGCCAUCAAGACUUUGGUUAGUCGAGGAGUUUUUGCUUCAGUUGGCCGACAAAUUGGUGUUGGAAAGGAGUCAGACAUAUUUGAGGUUGCCACAGAGGAUGGUACAGUGCUUGCCAUGAAGCUUCAUAGGUUGGGCAGGACAUCUUUUAGGGCUGUGAAAUCUAAGCGUGACUAUCUAAGGCAUCGAAGGAGCUUUAAUUGGCUGUACCUCUCACGACUUGCAGCUUUGAAGGAAUUUGCCUUUAUGAAGGCUUUAGGAGACCAUGGUUUCCCUGUUCCAACUGCUGUAGAUUGCAAUCGGCAUUGUGUGAUCAUGUCACUUGUGCAGGGAUAUCCUCUGGUUCAAGUGAAAGAGUUACAAAAUCCAGAUGAUGUUUUUGACACAAUUCUUGGUCUUAUUGUCCGUUUGGCAGAGCAUGGGCUGAUACAUUGUGACUUUAAUGAGUUCAAUAUCAUGAUUGAUGAUGAUGAAAAAAUUACAGUUAUUGACUUCCCACAGAUGGUAUCUGUUUCUCAUUGUAAUGCGCAAAUGUUUUUUGACCGAGACAUUGAGUGUAUCUACAAGUUCUUCAACAAGAGGUUCAAUCUUACAUCAGAGAAAAAUGAAGAACAAGCUGGAUCUGAAAGUGAUGGUGAAGGGAAUAGCAGGCCAUCCUUUUUGUCUGUGAAAAAGUCUGCUGGUUCCUUGGACAAGGAACUAGCUGCCAGUGGAUUUACCAGGAAGGAGCAAGUGGAGAUGGAGAAGUGCAUUGAGGAAGAUGCUGAAGGACAUGAUUCCAGCUCAGACGAUGAUGAUGAGAUUGGUGAUGCUGUGCCUAUUGAUUCCUUGAAGAUAGACCAGGACCACUGUGAUGAGCCUGAUUGUAAUCUUGCCUCAAGGGAUUCAGAUGGAGCUGGAACUUUUUCUGAAGAGCAUGGUACAAGUUGUAGCGGUGAGGACAGAUUGGAAAGUCCUCCCUCAGGUAGCAAUGGGGAUGCUAAGGAACCACUUGAAUCAGAGGGCAAGAUGCUUUCCCAGGAAGAUGGGGAUAAUGAUAGCUCGUCGAAUGAUGAUGACGACGAUGAGGAAGACGCGGAACUCACAAAAAAAUUAAACAGGCAAAGGAAAAAGGCAAUUGCAGCUGCCCAUGGGCGGAGAAGGCCUGUGUCCUCCAGGAAUGCCUACAAGGACAAGGGGAAGGGCACCAUGAACUCCAAAAUCCAAAGGCAGGCGUGCAAGUGGUGAUGGUUGCACACCUAGGGCGCUCAUACUGCUAAUCUGCUAUGCUAAGAGAUUAGAUCAAGCACCCCCCUCUUGGGUUAUAGGAUCAGCUCUGGCAUUUCUUUCUUUUACCUGCCAUACCUUCUGUACACGGUUCUGACUAGAUCAAGUGAUGCUUUCUCUUACUGAAUAUCGAGAAUACAUGUUUGGCAGCUGCCUAAUCAGUACAGUCCGUCUUC
This is a messenger RNA of Panicum hallii, 1963 nucleotides long. RefSeq names its product serine/threonine-protein kinase rio2-like. Gene Ontology annotation, biological process: protein phosphorylation; maturation of SSU-rRNA. Bases 282 to 1748 code for a protein of 488 amino acids. The transcript is spliced from 13 exons. Gene Ontology annotation, molecular function: ATP binding; protein serine/threonine kinase activity. Gene Ontology annotation, cellular component: nucleus; cytosol; preribosome, small subunit precursor. The record is from RefSeq and is a predicted model, not a curated record. NCBI's taxonomy places the organism in Eukaryota, Viridiplantae, Streptophyta, Magnoliopsida, Poales, Poaceae.